UUCAAAAUGGUAGACGAACUUUCCACUUCCUCAUCGAAUAUGUUGCCAAGACUCUCGAUUUUAAGAUCGGAACAGAAUUCAGUUAGGCAAAGAUAGAAGCAGCAAUGUAUCACUAACUGUCAAUGUAUAUUUUACUAGAUAAUAAUAACUUUUGUGAUUUAUUCUGUCAUUUUCAGCUUGGUUGACUGAUCGACUGGGAGAAAAAACAUUUUAAUCAUUGUGGUUUUAAACAAAGCAGACUUCUGUUACUGAACUUCCUGAACUGCUGAAGGGGAUCUUCGAUCAUGGCAGAAGAACGGAGACCUCUGAUUGUACGGCAAGAUACACGCUGUGACCAACGAUCAAGAACAACAAAACAGUGGGCAGGUGCAGCUAUUUUAGGAACUGUAACAUUGGAAAGAAUUGCAUUCUAUGGCGUGACUGGCAACUUGGUACUGUUUCUAAACAAAGAUCCAUUCUCAUGGAUGUCAUAUAAUGCUUCAAAUGCUCUCUUUGUAUUCAUGGGAUUAUCUUUUGUAUUGUGCCUCUUUGAAGGAUGGUUAGCUGAUGCUUUUCUUGGUCGGUUCAAAACAAUAUUCAUUUUCUUCUUCGUCUACCUUGGAGGCUACAUUCUUCUUCCUUUGUUAUUUCCAUACCCAUUUAAAAGAAAUGGUGAAGAUACAGAGCUGCCUCAGAUGUGUAGUAGUGUCACUUAUAAUACAUCCAAUGGGACUUCGUUCAUGUCAUUAGCUCAGCACUCACUAUCAAUCCUUGUGCAAAACUGGACUGUUGUGAUCACUGGGGAUACACCAAACAGAGUUAGCCCAGGAGAUGAGGCAUGUGCACCAUUUGUGUAUCUGUCUCUAGUGCUGAUGGCAAUUGGCACAGCUGCAAUCAGAACAAACAUUGCUCCUUUUGGAGGUGACCAGAUGAAAUCUGAGGGACCUCAAGCGAGUCGAGGCUUCUUCAACUGGUUUUAUUGGUCUGUCAACAUUGGUUCCUUCAUUGCUCUCGGACCCAUUGCAUAUUUACAACAAGAGGUCAGCUUCUUCUGGGGAUACCUUGUUCCAGGCAUCUGUCUUUUCCUGGCGAUGAUCGUGUUUUGUGCAGGUUGCAAAUUCUACCUUGUCAAGCCACAAUCAGGAAGCGUGAUUUCUAGUAUUUUCAACGUGAUCUGGGAGGCCUGUAGUAUGAAAAGAAAGCAAAACAAAAGACACCAACAAUAUCGGACAAUUGACACUGCUGGUUCUUCAUCUGAAGCUCAACCACAAGGUCUCCUCGAUUAUGCCAAAAGUCGCUACGGAGGUAGUUUCCAUGACAAUGAUGUUGAAGAGGUCCGAAGCCUCGGUAAAACUGUGUUGAUAUUUGUGACUAUGAUCCCAUAUUGGAUCGGUUAUUAUCAGAUGGAGACCACCUUUCUGAUGCAGGGGUUGCACAUGCGCCUGUCUCCUGAAAGAGCCUACUUCGAUGAUGAUAGGAUUGGGAAUAUUACUUCAAUACCAGUAAAUAGAACUGGCAAUUCCACAUCCGUGAAGCAGUUUCAGAUCCCAGCUGCCUGGCUGUCUUUGUUCGAUGUCAUAGUUGUGAUCAUACUCAUUCCAAUAAUGAAUCGAUUAAUCUACCCAAAACUGGACCGAAUGAACAGACCUCUUUUGCUGAAGAAUCGCAUCGCUAUCGGGAUGGCAGUGUCUGUGUUAGCAAUUAUAUGCGCUGGUGUUGUUGAAAACCAGAGAUUAGCAAUAUUUUGGAAGAAUGGAACGGAGCACCCUGUCCCACAGGUUGUUGGUAACACAACAUUUUAUGCUGCUGAUAUGGCUAUAGCCUGGCAGAUUCCCCAGUAUGCGCUGAUUGGUAUAAGUGAGGUGUUUACCAGUAUUGGAGGUCUCGAGCUUGCCUACUCUCUCUCACCGAAAAGCAUGCAAGGACUCAUCAUGGGGUUGUUCUACUUCAUGUCGGGCAUCGGUAGUUUCCUCGGAACUGCUAUCAUGUACAUCUUCCAAGGGAUAUGGUUCUUCACCUGGGAUCGAGGUGACAUCAAUUGCCGUUUUUUAUGCAGUUGGGAUACAGAUAAGAUAUGUGCAGAAUGUCGCAUGGACUAUUAUUUCUUUGUCUUGGCAGGUGUGGAAGUGUUUGGACUGAUACUGUAUCUUUUGUUGACAUGGAAAUGCAGACUCGGUCAAGACCUGGGGAGGAAGAGAGUCAUCCAGGAUGAUUCUAUUAAUCAAUCAACACCAGCGUCAUUGUCAGUUCCUUCAGACGAUGUUGGAGACUGUAAACCGGAGGGAAGGAAUGGAAGUGUUAAAAGGCAAUCUACUAAAGGAUAUACUAUGAAUUACACGGCAUGAUACCAUUGGGUCACUACUGUUGGCCAAUGUAAUGAGUGAUGUGAUACCACAAAUAUGGGAUGACUGUCUCAUAUAUUGCGAGAGUGUGUUGGCUAUGUUAUGGCAGGGCGAUGGUUAAAUUUGACAUUAACAAGAAACCAAAUAAGUGUAAUGGCUGGGACAAUCCUAUUUGAGGGCAAUCCAAGGUAUUUCCAGGGAAUUGAACUUGUGUUUCGGGAUCAAUCACACAAUAUUCGGCCCUGAUUUAUAUCAAAUUUUGUAAAAUGGAUUUUAUACUUUGUUUAUAUUAUGCUGUACAUUUUAUAUUGUUUUUAAUUCAUUGAAUAGCUGUAUAUUUGAUGAAGUCCAGUGUAUGUCCUCUUCCAGUGUGUUGUUCCCUGACAUAAUAAAGGUGCUUCAAGGGAACAAUCAUUUCUGUUUAGUAGUCAUGUGGUGUGCCUGGACCUUCAUUUCUUUUUAUUGACUUGUCACCGAAUAGUACAAUGUAAUAAGACUCCACAAUUGUACAUUUUCUGAAAUUAUACUCAUGUUGCAGGCAAAUAUAUAUACAGUAGAACCUCUCUAUUAAGGACACCCUCUGGACCGACGAGUGCUGUCCUUAAUAGAGAGGUGUCCUGAUUAGAGAGGUAAAAUUGAAUGGAAACAACUAAUUUGGGACCAAAACUAGUGUCCUUAAUAGAGAGGUUGCCCUUUAUAGAGAGGUGUCCGCUAAGGGAGGUUCCACUGUAUAUGUGAUUUAGUGUUUGAACAUCAUAUUUUGGUGAAGCAAACCGUUUCACAAAACACUUGUUUUUCUGUAUCAUAAAAAUGAUCACAUUUAUUUUAUGGCUCUAAUUGGCUGAGCUUCAUGACUGGAAUAAUACCAAGACUUAAGAGCACAUGAUUGAUAUUUGUGGCAGUUUGGUUACAGAAGCAUCAUUUCACCGUCAAUGAAGUAAUGUAUUCUGGCAGUGGAGUUUAACUUAUUUUUGCUCUUAUAUGUCCAAAUAGAAGACAAGUGUAAAUUUGAUGUGUGUAUCAAGUUUACAGAAGUAGUGGGCUUGACUUGAGAAUUCACUGCCACUUUUUACUCUAAUGACAAGUGCCUCUUAUUUUGUCAAUCAAACCAAGGCUGAGAACAGUUUUUGGGGAAAUGGUGGUAAAUUGUCAAGUCGCUCCUCCAAGAAGUGAAACCUGAGAAACUGACAGGCUAAUUUCUAUGAGAAAUCAGUGAUUGUUGCUUGUGCUUACUGGUCAAUGCAUAAUCUUAUGGCAUUCAUUAUCUGUGAUAAAACGCAAUAAAAAAAGCUGAGGGCUGUCAAAUCAAA
This is a messenger RNA of Lineus longissimus, 3631 nucleotides long. RefSeq names its product solute carrier family 15 member 4-like. Lineage: Eukaryota; Metazoa; Nemertea; Pilidiophora; Heteronemertea; Lineidae. Gene Ontology annotation, biological process: transmembrane transport; oligopeptide transport. The record is from RefSeq and is a predicted model, not a curated record. Gene Ontology annotation, molecular function: transmembrane transporter activity. The coding region runs from base 285 to 2324 and encodes 679 amino acids. The transcript is spliced from 8 exons. Gene Ontology annotation, cellular component: membrane.